GUGCAUUCAAAUCACUGAAAGAGGCACAAUAAAGACAAAACCCCCAGCACUGGGGAACAGACCAGCGAAAUCCUGAGAUCUCACUCCCCUUUCCUCCUUGGAGUUUGAUCCUGUUACAGUCACUGCAGCUCAUCAUCUGGCUAGAAAAGCACCAGCGGACAGAAAAGGUGCGAAUCUAUGCAAAAUGAAUUGUUUGACCAACAUGAUGCCACAAAAUGCCGUCCCCAGCGCACGGAGGGGCUCUAAAAUAAGAGGAAGAACAACAAUUUGCUUAACAAUAAUUGAUCGUUGAAGAGUCAGAAGGUGGUGGUGACGGGGGCUUGAGGGGGAGGAAAUCACGGGAGACCAUGGGUUAGAGAGAGCAACAGCAUCAGCACUGUGGUGUGUACCAAGGAUGGGUUUGAAGACUGGGCUGGUGUUUUGCGAUCAGCAGCUAUCCCACUUGCAGCAGCAGAGGGUAAGGCUGGGCUUUCUGGAGUGCAGUGCUUGGCUCGUCCUCGCUCCCUCCCUCCCUCGGCGUGUGUAGCGCAGGCGGCUCUGCUGCUGCAGCGUCAGGAAAGAGCCGCCGAGAGAGGCUCCAGCAGCUCCCACCACUUUGGGCAAACUUGCUGGUUUACUGCUUUUUUCCGAGUGGGAAGCGGCGCCUCAGUUGCCAUUCAACAUUUUAAAGCACAAGCCGCUUUGGUGUGAAAGCGCCUGAACCACACUUCUCUGAAAGGCACAAGAGAGGAGGCACAACUACAGAUUUCACCCGCCGAGGCGAUGAGGUUCAGAGGAAACAAUUGACUGGUAUUAUUUUCUUUGCAAAGAGGACUGCUUUUUUAUAAAUCGCAAAGCGGUUCUCCCCUCUCCCCUUUGCCAUUCUGCUUAUAUGGAUGUAAUUCAAAAUCUGUUAAUUCACGUGGGGGAUCCAGUUACAUCUCGUUCCGCUCCGGGUAUAUUAACGAGAGAGCAAAGCAAUAACCGCCUUUGGACACUUAGCCUUGUUGCUAACCUUUGAACUGAAAGAAUCAAGUUUAGAUCUGGUUACCUGCAUUGGGACGGAAAGGAAGAGAGAGAGAGAAAAAGAGAGAGAGAGAGACUGCAAUCUCAUUUGUGAAUCGCUCUCACAGUGCUGCAGAUCCAGAUUGCCAUAACACAUGCAGUGCAAAUGCAGGUAAGGCACACACACAAACUGCGGAUGCAAAAACAAACUUGGGACUGUUUUGUGUGUGUGUAUGUGUAUUGCUCCAGCUUUGGAAAUUCUGGGCAAACGGCUUCUGCAGUUUUUGUAUCGUUCCUUUGUGACUAAUGACCUUGCGCAGAGUUAUUAAAAAAAAAUCCUCUACGGAGAAAGAACUGAACAUUUUAGGCGAUCUGUGAAGAUGGAUUUGGGUGCUUUUCUGCUAACUGAAGGGGAUUUUCUGUGGACUGCUCUGUGAUAUAAGGGGUUCUCGCCUACCCACUGUACAGCUACCGAUAUUAUUGGGGAUUUUUUUUGUAUUUUUCUUUGUUUUUUAUUUUUAAUCAGUUAUUUAAUUGUAUUUUUUGCCCAUUGCUAAGAGGAUUGGGAGUUUUCCGGACACAACCCCUUUGAAUGAGACGAUUCACAUUUUUUUUCCGUGUGCGUGCAGAGUGGGGAAAGAAAAGAGCUAAUGCCCUAGCCGUAAACGGCUGAGAGAGACAGAGGCGAGAAGAGUGUGAAUUGUACUUAACUCUAGGAGCAAAGAAGACGACCUGGGGGCGGGGGGAGCUUCGAAUAGCACCGUGCUGCUCCUGCUUUUAUUACAAACCUUGCGAAGUGAUUACAGUAAAUCCAGAGAGGAGGAGGAGGAGGAAAAUCCCGUCCUAUCUGUUGAGAUGAAUCUUUAAAAAGCAAAAUACACUGUCCCAUGAACUGUAAGCAUAUUGCAACUGGAAGGAAGGGAGGAGAAGAGCCAACACCAGGGUUUUGCUCACCGAUUGCGCCAGUUAUGAGACAAUAAGUUUCCCGGAAGAGAAGGAUUUUAUAAUUGAUCAUCCGCACGCUGAGCAUUUCUGUUGGCUUGUCACCGGAGUUGGUGGGAGAGAGGAGGGGGUUUUUGGUGCGAAGAAGAUGAGGAAGAUGCGGACUCUCUUUGGCUUUGUGCAUUGCUGCUGCUGCUGCUUCUUGCUCCUGCUACCUCCUCCACUCUGGGUCAGCCUGGCCGCGGCCAAGCAGCUGCUGAGGUACCGGCUGGCCGAGGAAGGACCUGCCGACAUCCGCAUAGGCAACGUGGCUUCGGACCUGGGCAUCGUAACGGGCUCUGGAGAGGUGACAUUCAGCCUGGAGUCGGGCUCCGACUACCUGAAGAUCGAUAACAUGACCGGGGAGCUGAGCACCACUGAGCGGCGCAUAGACCGCGAGAAGCUGCCGCAGUGCCAGAUGAUCUUCGAUGAGAACGAGUGCUUCCUGGACUUCGAGGUCUCGGUAAUCGGCCCUUCGCAGAGCUGGGUGGACCUCUUCGAAGGCCGGGUCAUCAUCCUGGACAUCAACGACAACACCCCCACCUUCCCCUCGCCUGUCCUCACCCUUACCGUGGAGGAGAACCGGCCCGUAGGGACCCUCUAUCUGCUCCCCACUGCCACCGACAGAGACUUCGGUCGCAACGGCAUCGAGCGCUACGAGCUGCUGCAGGAGCCCGGCGGCGACGGGGGCAGACGCGGAGGAGGGGGGUCGGCUUCUGCAGCUGAGAGCGCCCUCUACCCCGGUGGCAGUAAGAGGAGGCAGGAGCCGGACGGGGCGGCCCGCAGCAGCGUGUUCGAGCUGCAGGUGGCCGACACCCCUGACGGGGAGAAGCAGCCGCAGCUGAUUGUCAAGGGGGCGCUGGACCGAGAGCAGAGGGACUCCUAUGAACUGAGCCUGAGGGUGCGGGACGGCGGCGACCCGGCCCGCUCCUCCCAGGCCAUCCUGAGGGUGCUGAUCACCGACGUGAACGACAACAGCCCCCGCUUUGAGAAGAGCGUCUACGAGGCGGAUCUGGCAGAGAACAGCAGCCCCGGGACCCCCAUCCUGCAGCUGCGGGCCGCCGACCUGGACGUGGGGGUGAACGGGCAGAUCGAGUACGUCUUCGGGGCCGCCACCGAGUCGGUGCGGCGCCUGCUGCGGCUGGACGAGACCUCGGGCUGGCUCAGCGUCUUGCACCGCAUCGACCGGGAGGAGGUGAACCAGCUCCGCUUCGCCGUCAUGGCCCGGGACCGGGGCCAGCCGCCCAAGACUGACAAGGCCACGGUGGUGCUGAACAUCCGCGACGAGAAUGACAACGUGCCCACCAUCGACAUCCGUAAGAUCGGCCGCAUCCCGCUGCGGGACGGGAUGGCCAGCGUGGCCGAGGACGUGGUGGUGGACACCCCCAUCGCCCUGGUGCAGGUGUCCGACCGCGACCAGGGCGAGAACGGAGUGGUGACCUGCACGGUGGUAGGGGACGUGCCCUUCCAGCUCAAGCCGGCCAGCGAGGGCGAGGGGGAGCCUCAGAACAAGCGCAAGUACUUCCUGCACACCUCAGCCCCGCUCGACUACGAGGCCAUCCGUGACUACAACGUGGUGAUCGUGGCCGUGGACUCGGGCAGCCCCAGCCUGUCCAGCAACAACUCGCUGCUGGUGCGGGUGGCGGACACCAACGACAACCCCCCGGUGUUCGGCCAGGCCGUGCUGGAGGUCUCCUUCCCGGAGAACAACUCGCCUGGGGAGAGGGUGGCCACGGUGGCGGCCACGGACGCGGACAGCGGCAGGAACGCCGAGAUCUUCUACUCGCUGGAGCCCUCGCCCCUCUCCUCGGAGGCGCCUGGCGGCAUCUUCAGCAUCGACCCGGACUCCGGGGACGUGCUGGUGCAGGCUGUGCUGGACCGCGAGCAGCGCGACACCUACGAGUUCCAAGUCACGGCCCGGGACAAGGGGGUGCCGGCCCUGCAGGGCUCCACCACUGUGGUGGUGCGGGUGGCCGACCGCAACGACAACGAGCCGCGCUUCAUGCAGGACGUGUUCACCUUCUACGUGAAGGAGAACCUGCAGCCCAACAGCCCCGUGGGCAUGGUGACAGUGAUGGACGCCGACCGGGGCCGCAACGCCGAGCUCAGCCUCUCCAUCCAGCCCGGGGAGCAGGACCAGGCCGCCGGCAUCUUCUCCAUCGAGAACGACACCGGCACCAUCUACUCCACCGUCUCCUUCGACCGGGAGCAGCAGACCAGCUACACCUUCAAGGUCAAGGCGGUGGACGGAGGGGAGCCGCCCCGCUCGGCCACCGCCACCGUUUCCCUCUUCGUGAUGGACGAGAACGACAACCCGCCCGCCGUCACUUUCCCCAGCAACAGCUCCUACACCGUGCUGCCCCCGUCCAGCAACCUGCGCACUGUGGUGGCCACCGUGCUGGCCACCGACGCGGACACGGGCCUCAACGCCGACCUCAACUUCAGCAUCAUCGGGGGCAACCCUUUCAAGCUCUUCGAGAUCGACCCGGCCAGCGGCGUGGUGUCGCUGGUGGGCAAGCUGGCCCCCAAGCACUAUGGCCUGCACCGCCUGGUGGUGCAGGUGAACGACAGCGGCCAGCCGCCCCAGUCCACCACCGCCUUGCUCCACGUCUUCGUCAACGAGAGCCUUUCCAACGCCACCGUGGUGGAGAGCCAGGUGGCCCGCAGCCUGCACACGCCCCUGGCCCAGGACAUCGCCGGCGACCCCAGCUACGAGCUGAGCAAGCAGAGGCUCAGCAUCGUCAUCGGGGUGGUGGCCGGCAUCAUGACGGUGAUCCUGCUCAUCCUGGUGGUGGUCAUGGCCCGGUACUGCCGCUCCAAGGGAAAGCACGGCUACGAGGCGGGCAAGAAAGACCAUGAGGACUUCUUCACCCCGCAGCAGCACGACAAGGCCAAGAAGCCCAAGAAGGACAAGAAAGGCAAGAAGGGCAAGCAGCCCCUCUACAGCAGCAUCGUCACCGUGGAGGCCUCCAAGCCCAACGGGCAGCGCUACGACAGCGUCAACGAGAAGCUCUCCGACAGCCCCAGCAUGGGCCGGUACCGCUCGGUCAACGGCGGCCCAGGCAGCCCGGACCUGGCCAGGCAUUACAAAUCCAGCUCGCCGCUGCCCACUGUCCAGCUUCACCCGCAGUCCCCCACCGCCGGGAAAAAGCACCAGGCCGUUCAGGAACUGCCCCCGGCCAAUACUUUCGUGGGGGCAGGAGACAACAUCUCCAUUGGAUCGGACCACUGCUCCGAGUACAGCUGUCAGGCCAGCAGCAAGUACAGCAAGCAGGUGGAUACAGUGCAGACUACGCAGCCCCCUGGCCACAUUGAGGAAUCGUGUAAAAUGAAUGUAUGUGCUCGUAAGUGAAACAUUUAUAAAUAAAGCUCCAACUUUAAUGUAUGUUGGAUCAUAAAACAUGUAAAACCUGCUUACUAUCAUAUUAAGAAAUCGAUUCCCAGGGGACAGGGUGACUGCAGAACUGAGAAGAUGUGCAAAACAAAGUUCUUUUUUAAAAAUAAAAAUGAAACCUGAGAACUUUAGAAUUAUUCAAAACAGAUAAACAAACAAACAUUGUCCAAACAAGAGAUUCAAAUUACCUCUUGGAUGUAUUGGGAAAGACACUGAACUGAUUCAAGAUUCCAAAACAGAAAAAAAGAAGGGAUGUGAGAAAGGUUUUAUAAGCUGAAAUCAUCAUCCAUCGAGGAACAGGAUCAAAUACCUUCUUAAUUAGGAGUAUGAAAUGGAGGACACGACCUUUUCCCCUUCAAUCUGUGUUUGAGAAGACAGAUAUUUGAAACUGAAUUUGAUCAGAUUUGCUUCGGUUAAUAAGUGGGAGAGGAGCGCGGAUGGGACUGAAUUUUCAAUGCUUGACGUAAGCAAUCAGUUAUACGUAGAGAAAAAAAAACUUGAGCCUGUGCUAGAUGAACAAAGAACAUGGAAACUAUACCUCAGAAUUGAAUUCUUGGAAAACCAGACACAGUCUCAUCAUUUAGAAACCUUGAGCUACUUGAGGAGUUGAGAAGACUCAGACUCUUUGGAUUUUGCUGAAAAAUGACUUCAUCAGACAUUUAAAGUAGAUAUGCAGAAGAAACCAAAAUGUAUUAAAUGGUCCUAUCACAGAACUUAGAAAUCAGCCAUCAGCCUGCAUAUAGAAAUUUUGCACUUUAAUUGAUAAACAUAGGCUAAUCCAAAUGGAUAAGAAACUCUUAAGUAUUGAAUAUGAAAGACCUCUCCUUGAUUUGAAUAAGUGUACAAAGAAAAGCUUUUCAUUUUGAUUAAAUAAAAACUGCAUGAUAGGGAGAUCCCCUUUGCAUUUCUAGUCCCUAUUAAGAUAAAUAUAUCAAAUUAAAAAAAGGCUAUAUUUUUUGGUACCCAAGAGAUUAAAAAAAAUAUUGGGAGACCACCAAGUUAGUGCAUUGGUUUGUGUCUUUUAGAGGAUGAAGAGGCUGAAUACUCUGUUCCUAAAUAAUAUUUUAUUCAUAUAACCCAUCUUCACCAUAAAUAACAGAAAACAGGGAUAUUUAAGUAUUAAUGAAUGUUUCAAAAUGUUUGCUUAACUCUAAGGUGUAACUUUGACUUUUUCGAAUGUCUGGUCUAAAUCUGGUGCAGUUGUAUGCGGAAACUAUGUUGUAUUCAAUAAUAAAUGGUACAUAUAUUUUAGCUAUUGCUUUCACAAUAUGCCUUUUCUCAUAUUGAAUUACAAAGCUAAAGAUCACAUUUUCCCUUUUGAUUGCUAUGCAUUUAGCUCCAAAUUAUAUCACCCUUCAUGUUUGUCUUUUAGGAACUGGUGGUCUGCCUCUUUCUCCACCUGUAGUCAAUUUCAAGUGGUAGAAUUUAUGAUUUGGGAGAGGUUUUGACCUC
Messenger RNA from Chelonoidis abingdonii (Abingdon island giant tortoise), 6811 nucleotides. It is a transcript of the gene PCDH7, whose product is annotated as protocadherin 7. Gene Ontology annotation, cellular component: plasma membrane. Gene Ontology annotation, molecular function: calcium ion binding. Lineage: Eukaryota; Metazoa; Chordata; Testudines; Testudinidae. The record is from RefSeq and is a predicted model, not a curated record. Gene Ontology annotation, biological process: homophilic cell-cell adhesion.